Macrobrachium nipponense is the source of this 2299-nucleotide messenger RNA. Its product is annotated as UDP-GalNAc:beta-1,3-N-acetylgalactosaminyltransferase 2-like. Gene Ontology annotation, cellular component: Golgi membrane. The transcript has 8 exons. The coding region runs from base 178 to 1560 and encodes 460 amino acids. Gene Ontology annotation, molecular function: hexosyltransferase activity; UDP-glycosyltransferase activity. The record is from RefSeq and is a predicted model, not a curated record. NCBI's taxonomy places the organism in Eukaryota, Metazoa, Arthropoda, Malacostraca, Decapoda, Palaemonidae.
CUUACUACUAUUCAUCAGUUCCAGGAGCACGUAUAGUUUAAGUUAAUCAUUAUCGUAUUGUCUUAAUUAAUCUGAAACAAUGUCCUCUUAACGAGUAAAGGUAAUAUUAUAUAAUAACGAAGCUUCUUCUUCCAGUUUCUCUCCAGGAAUAGUAGUAUCACAAGGGAAGAUGAAAGCAUGGACAGCAGAUGGCUGUUCAUUGGUGGAGCUGUUGUUGCAGCUACUUUUGCCUUUAUAUACCUAGGUGCUGUUUCAAAAGAUGUUGGUAAGGUAUCUUCCAAACACCUUAUCAUAGGUGUUAUAUCUGCUCGUGACCACUUUUUGCAGCGCGAUGCCAUUCGACGGACAUGGGGCUCUCAAAUUUCAAAAUUGCCAAACUCAGAAUUACUCUUUGUGGUUGGAGAUGAUGAUUGUCCAUACCAUCCUGAUGAUCGUAUGUCUCCCUAUGAUUGUGAUGAAUGGAAUAUUUUAUCCACAGAUUUUGAAGCAUCUGGCUUGAGAAGGUUUUUUAGAAGUGAUUUACAUGAGAGAAGAACUCAUGUAGAAUGUUACGUUGGCAUUGGCUUCAAGAUUUUCCAUCCUGUACUUCUCAUGAGUGUUAGUGUAUCAAUGGAAUUUUUACUAAGAGUCAGAAAUUGUACUCUUAUACUUGUGGAUGCUGAAGAAGUACUAGAAGAAGUAAAAGUGAAUCUGAGGUCUUGUAGUGAUACAUCUGAAAAGAAUGCUUUCUGUGACAUUAAGCUUGCUAGCCCAUUAUUUCUGCCAAGACAGUUUGAGGGAGAAUUGAGAGUCUUCAGUGAUGGGAUUGGUGAAUCAGACUUAUGUGGCCAAAGUUUCUUCUCCCUCCAGCAGAAAGAAAAUUGGGUUUGUGAUUGGGUGGAUACAUCUGUAAUUCAUUUCAAGUAUCUGAGAUCUGUAAGGGAUUCUUUGGUUACAUGGAGAGGAAAAUCAUGCCCUCUUCUCUCAGCUGUAUAUUCCAUUGCUGAUAGAGAUGUUCUGAAGAAACAUGUCGAAAGUAAACUUCAGCGAAGCUUUGAUUGGAAAGAACACUUGGAUUUUGUGUUGAAGAAACUUGCCAUUGAACAAGUUGUACAUAGAGACCUACUUGUUUUAUCUCACCAAGAUAUAUAUUCCACAUUACCACUGAAAGUUAUGUUGGUUUUACGGAGGUUAACACAAGACUUUGAUUUCAAGUUAAUGAUGAAGGUUGAUGAUGACACAUUUGUUAACAUUUCAAGCCUGAAGAUGCUGAUGGACACUGAAGCCGACAGUCUCCCUAAAAUGUGGUCACAUUUUCAUCACCAUAGAUCAGUUCCCUGUAUGGGAAAAAUGUCUCCAUGUAUUUCAGGAUCUUUAGCACAAGCUUUAGCCCAGGCUGGACCAUACAUGACUUCUUAUGUUGGUGAAGAUGUUAGCAUGGGUAUUUGGAUAUCAUCAGCCGUAAAUAAUGCCACUUUAAUUGAUGUGCCAUGCUGGCUUCCACGUUCAGAAUGUCAAGAAACAGUGCUGGUCUCCCAGUUAUCACCGAUUGAUAUGUUGGAAAUGUGGAAAGAAAAUUAGUAUUUUUUAGAAUCUUUGUGAAAUGUCCAAGUAAGUGGAUAUUAACUUUUUUGAGGUUUCUUGUUCAUCAGCAUCAUUAAACUAGAAAACUGAUGCAUCAACAAGGGCCCUGUUCAUGGGAAUGUUAAGGAUAUUUCAGUAACCAUGACCUGACCAAGAUAACCUUUCACCAGGAUGAAAAUUUAAAGAAUAAGAAUACUACAAAGCUUAUCAGAGAAAAAACUUUACCAAUUUAAUAGUAAAGACCAAAUAACAAAAUCAACAUUUUAAAAUUCUUAGGACUAAUGGAGAGGAUCAUUUCUGAUAACACGGAUCAGAUCUUAUCUAGUAAAUUACAGUUCCUUAAACGGUACGUACAUGAUUAGAUCGAUUGAAAAGAAAUUUUGGAUAUGUAUCUGAUAUCCAAGACUGAGCAUGUGCUCUUGGUGAUAUUUGUGUUACAGUAAAUGCAACUGUUAGUGUUGUCCUUCAGUGUCUACAUUCAUAGACUGGGACAUAAGUCUGUGCAUCAAAUAGCCAUGGGUCAAAUAAGUGUGACAGAUUUGGAAGACAAGAUAAAAUCUUCUCAGUGAGGCACAUAUUUUUUCUGUAUGCUCUAUAUUGUGAUAAUAAUGUUUAAUGAUAUUCUGUCACAUUUAGGUUAGCUAAAUGUUUUUAUAUUUUUUUAGGAAAACAGACACUUAGCAGUUAUUUAGACAGAAAAUUCCAAUAGAACUCUUAAUAAAUGCUUACAAAAUAA